AUGCCUCCUUUCCACCAUUGCUCAUCCGUGCUACUGCUCCUCGCCGUCUUCGUCUACCUAUCGGCACGCUACGUGCACGGUGACCAUGCCAAUGCCGGCCACGAGGACCUCCCCGCCCUGCUCUCCUUCAAGGCGUACAACCCGAACGCCACGGCCCUGGCGUCGUGGGUCGGCCCCAACCCGUGCUCCGGCACGUGGUUCGGGGUCAGGUGUUACAGGGGUAGGGUGGCGGGGAUCUUCCUGGACGGCGCCUCGCUGGCCGGCACCGUGGCGCCGCUCAUCCUCGGGCUCGGCCGGAUCAGGGCGCUCGCCGUCAGGAACAACUCCCUAUCCGGCACCCUCCCGCCGCUGGACAACUCCACGGCGAGCCCGUGGCUGAGGCACCUGCUCGUCUCCCACAACAGGCUCAGCGGGAGCCUCCGCAUCUCGCUGGGUGCUCUGCUCACCCUUCGAGCGGAGCACAACGGCUUCACUGGAGGCCUGGACGCGCUGCGCGUCCCGAGGCUCAGGAGCUUCAACGUGUCCGGGAACAAGCUCGCCGGGGAGAUCUCAAGCGACCUGUCCAGGUUCCCGAGCUCCGCUUUCAGCGGCAAUCUCGCUCUCUGUGGUCAGCCUCUGCCGAAAUGUGCACAUGCUUACGAUGCACUAGGAUCAGAUAGUUCUUCAAACAAUGCCACCACUAGUAUUAUUGCCGCUCAGUCUCCGAACGCUAGUAUCAGUAGUGUUUCUUCUAGCAACGGAGGGUUCAGUAAGAUUAGCCUGACUGCGCUCAUGGCCACGGGCAUUGGCAACGCGGUGCUCAUCACGGUCUCGCUAGCCAUCUCCGUGGCCACGUUCGUCUACGUGAGGAGAAAGCUCCGGUCCGCCAAGGAUGCUCCCGACGCGGCGCUGUGCUUCGAGGAGGAAGAAAAGAGGGACGAGAGGUGCCACAAGACUGGCGGGCUCGUCUGCUUCGAUGGCGGCGAGGAGCUGCGGCUGGAGAGCCUCCUCAAGGCGUCCGCCGAGGUGCUCGGCAAGGGCGUGUCCGGGAGCACGUACAAGGCGGUGCUAGAGGACGGCAUCGUGGUGGCCGUCAAGCGCCUCAGCGCGCUGCAGUUCCCCGCCGCUCGGAGCAAGGCGUUCGACCGCCACAUGCGGCUCGUCGGCCGCCUCCGGCACCGGCACGUCGUCGGCCUCAGGGCGUACUGCAACUCCAACGGGGAGCGCCUGCUCGUCUACGACUUCCUCCCCAACGGGAGCCUCCAGUCCCUUCUGCAAGUCAACGGAGGAGGCUCGAGGAAUCUGGACUGGACGGCGAGGAAGAGCAUCUUGUUCGGCGCGGCGCAGGGCCUGAACUACAUCCACACGUUCCCGGCGCGCCCGGCGCUGGUGCACGCGAACGUGAAGCCGUCCAACAUCCUCCUGGACGAGCGCGGCGGUGCGUGCGUGUCCGAGUGCGGGCUCAUGCGCUACGCCACCAACAUCCAGCAGUGCAUCACCCCGCAGGCCACCCGCACCCGGUGCCCGCCCGAGCUGUUCCUGGACCAGGCGUCGACCGGCGGGUGGCACGGGUACGCGGCCCCGGAGCUGGCUUCGGGCGCGGCUGCGCGGGCCACGCAGGAGUCAGACGUGUACAGCUUUGGAAUGGUGCUCCUGGAGGUGGUGACUGGCCACAAGGCCGCGGACGGCGGCGAGGGUACCGACGAGACGAUGGGGAUGGUGAAGAUCGGCAUGCUGUGCACCGCCGAGGCGCCGGAGGAGCGGCCCACCAUGGCGCAGGUGCUCGCCAUGAUGAGCGAGUUCAUGUGA
Molecule: messenger RNA, 1788 nt
Organism: Miscanthus lutarioriparius
Lineage: Eukaryota; Viridiplantae; Streptophyta; Magnoliopsida; Poales; Poaceae
Source: the annotation of a GenBank genome assembly